CCUAUGUAUACACUACGUACAGUAAGCAGACUGACUGGUCGGCGACCUUGUUAGCUAAGUAGCUUAUAUCUUUACUUUUCUAAUAGAAGGCGACGUUUAAACCAGGGAAAUUGAACAACGUUCUGCUGGAGAAUUAGUGAUUUUCAAGAGGGUUAUGCACUUUGGUGUUGGAAAGACGCUCAUAGGAAAGUAGGGUAAAAGGUUGAUUUUUGCUCCGCAUCUUGAAGCUGUGUGGUGUUGUUACACGAAGUCGGCUACUUGCACUUCUGAGACUCAGCCUACGGUCUGGGCGUGUCUGGAUGUAAAGAGGGGACAUUCUAUAUCGUCGAUACAAGACGAGCAACCAUGGUGAAACAGAGGUAGGAAUUUCAGCGAUUUCUGUCCUCGGUGACCCUGCUCCAUGCAUUCCUAUUAAGAUCCCCAGUGUUCCCUCACCCACCUGUGCAAGUGGUCUCAGCCGGUCUCCAGUGAGGACUCUCCCCCUCUACCCCUCCCCGUCCUGCGUAAUGGUUUAACCCACACCAGAUCUGGUCACCAUGAUGAUGGCCUCCAUGGUUGCCAACGGAAACAGGGAUGGCAGACAGGGGGAGGCCCUGGUCCUGAAAGGGGUGGACCCAGAGACCUGCAUGAUCGUGUUCAAGAACCACUGGGCACAGGUGGUAAAGAUCCUGGAGAAGCAUGAUCCUCUCCGCAGCAACACCAGCAGCAACAUGGCUGCCCUUGGUGUCAUCGGCGGCCCCAUGCGUUUCGGCGGGCCCAUCCCGGGGGACGAGGCCAGCGCGGUGCAGAACUACGUGGAACACAUGCUGUUCCUGCUCAUGGAGGAGGACGCCGGCCAGGCGGGAGCCAUGGGACCCAUCCUGGAGUUUGUGGUGAUGGAGAACGUCAUGGAGAGGCUCUUCCUCUGGAGCCUGAGGCGACAGUUUACUGAUGAUAUGAAACUGGAGCAGCUCAAGAUGUACGAGAUGAUUGUGGGCCAGGCGCGGCAGCCCUUACUGCACCACAAACCUGUGUUACGACCCUUAAUGAUGCUCCUGUCGUCGUGCUCGGGGACAGCUGGCCCGGAGGUGGAGGCUGAGCUGGUGUCAUUACUCAACCAACUGUGCUGUGUCCUGGCCAAGGACCAGUCUGUCCUGGAGCUCUUCUUCCAUACCAGCGAGGACCAGGGGGCGGCCAACUUCCUGAUCUUCUCCCUGCUGAUCCCCUUCAUCCACCGGGAGGGCCUGGUGGGCCAGCAGGCCCGGGACGCCCUGCUCCUCAUUAUGUCACUGUCUGCAGAGAACCAGCGCGUGGCCCAGCACAUUGCAGAGAACACCUACUUUUGUCCGGUGCUGGCCACGGGGCUGAGCGGUCUCUACUCGUCUCUGCCCACCAAGCUGGAGGUGCCCGGUGAGGAGUGGCACUGCCUCCACAGAGAGGACUGGCUACAGAUGCCCACCCUAGUCCAGUUCCUCAACUCACUGGAGUUCUGCAAUGCAGUCAUUCAGGUGGCUCACCCCAGCAUCAGGGACCAGCUGGUCAGCUACAUCUACAAUGGCUUUCUGGUGCCUGUGUUGGCACCGGCCCUCCACAAGCUGACCCUGGAGGAGGUGAUGACUACCACGGCCUAUCUGGACCUGUUCGUGCGGUCGGUGUCAGAGCCGGUCCUGCUGCAGACCUUCCUCUCCUUCAUCCUCCUCCACCGCCACGAGAACGUCCACAUCCUGGACACGCUGGUCAGCCGCAUCAACACACCCUUCCAGCUGGGUACUGUGUCUCUGGCUCUGUUCCAGACUCUCAUUGGACUGUACUGUGAGGAUGUGAUGCUGCAGCUCAUCUUGAGGUACCUGAUCCCCUGUAAUCACAUGAUGCUGAGCCAGAGACGCGUGGUGAAGGAGAGAGACUUCUACUCUGUGUCGGCCGCUAAGAUCCUGGCGCUCACACCCUCCUGCUGCUCCCCCGAACACAGCCCCCCACCCCUCAGACAGCUGGACUCCAUCCUCUGGUCAAAGGGUACAGACAGCAGUCCUAACACUGGCACCAUGGAGACCGAGGAGACCUUUUUGGAGGAGGAUGGCUCGGGCUACUCCUGCGUCAUCGGCUCUGAGAUCUACCUGGACGUCAACUACCUGCACUACCUUUACAACGCCCGCCUGGGCAUCAGCAGCUGCACCCGGGCCUGCCAGGUGUGGUCGGCCCCCUACGAUGGAGAGGACCCCCCUCCAGAGGAGUACCAACCCAGUGCCCUGGAGGAGGCUGGGGCCAGGGGACGCCAAGCCCAGACAGUCAACCCCAAGAGGUCAUAUCCACGGCCUCGUCCCCCCUGCCCGCCCCAGACCACAGACCCAGCCCCUACUAAUCAACUAGAGCUGGAGUGGGACGAUAGUUAUGAUGCCGGUCCGGUGGUGUCCCCCGAGGCUGCUGCUGCUGCUGAGAGUAGUAGACCUCCACAGCCGCCUGCAGCCGAGCCGCCCAAACACAUCCAGGAGAUGAGGAGGACUGCCAUCAUGCUGGUUAAGGGUUCCUACAUCGAGGAGUCUGACUUCCAGGAUGAUGCCAUGGUCUACAACCUUGUGGCAAAGAAGGACACCCGCGAUACUGUGGUUCGCCGCAGACCCAGCAGGGAGACACUACCGGAAUCUGAAAUGGACUCAGAAUUGAAACUUGAGGAGGACCAUUUCAAAGAAUCCAGUCUGCAGGAGAAGGAUGAGGUCCCCCUUAGCAAUGGCCUGAGUCUUCCACUCCAUCCCACCAACAUGGAGGUCAACGGCUCGGAGGUCUCAAAGGAGGUCAAAGCUCAUGUUGCGGACCACAACUCCAACCUCCAAAGCCCCACGGCUACUGAGGUGGGGGACGACCUCAUGGGUCAGUACGAGGAGCUGAUUCGUACGCUGGGCAGCGACGAGGCCGGGACUGGGGGGAGCAGCCCUGUGAAAACGGUGGACAAAGAGUUCCGGAAUCCUGUGGUCACCCCCAUGGAGGAGGACGAGGUGGACUUCAGCUCCUUCUCUAUGGAUACGCCAGAGCUGGAGAAGCAGCACUCGUCCCUGUUUGGGACCAAGCUCCGCAGUGGCAGCACUAGGAGCCAUUCGGUGCCUUUUACAGGGCCAUUUGUCAGUGUGCUGUUGUCACGUCUGGAGAACAUGCUGGAUAACUCUCUCCAUGUCAACCUCCUGCUGACUGGUAUACUGGCCCAGCUGGCUGCCUACCCCCAGCCCCUGCUGCAAUCCUUCCUCCUCAACACCAACAUGGUGUUCCAGCCCAGCGUGCGCUCACUCUAUCAGGUACUAGCCUCCCUUAAGAACCAGAUAGAGCAGCAAGCCUCAACCAAGAAGGACUUCCCAGAGCUGAUCACCUCCGCCCAGCACUGCCUCCUGGCCAGGGAGAGUUCACUCAAGGGUCAAGAUACAAACAGCGGAGACAGCCGAGAAUGUUCCCCCCUGGAGGCAGGAAGGGUGAUGAAGAGCUCUCCUCCUCCCCAGCCCAAGACCAUUUCCCUGGCCAGGACCGAGGUCUUCGCAACCGUCCUCUUCACAGAGUUCCUCAAAGAACUGGCGGCCAUUGCGCAGGAGCACUCAAUACUAUCACACGUCCCUAUGGAGGAGUAACGAUAUAAUAGCAUUGUAAUAAUGUUAUAAUAACAUUAUUAUUAUUAUUAUAAUGUUUUAAUAAUGUUAUGGUAGCAUUGUCUCACAGGGAAGUGAGUGUCUGUCCCUGACCUGUUGUGUCCACACGGGUCAUUUUAAACGUUUUAAAAAGACUCUUUGAAAGUGUUUCAUGUUUUCCAACACUACUUGAUGAAGAAGACUAUACCUCUUCGAUUGAUUCACUCGUCUUUUAUCUCUCUCCCUGAGGUAGUUUUUAAAUUGGGAUAUAUAUAUAUAUAUAUAUAUAUAUAUAUAUAUCGGUUGUUAUACGGUUGUUAUAUAUAUAUAUUUUUUUUUAUUUGAGGCUAAUAUAUUUUUCCAAACCAAUAUAUAAAAACGGCGGGCUCUGAUGUACAGUAACACAUAACAUACAGGAAUCUCUCAUCCAUUUGAUGCAUUUGCCGUUGAUACCCCCUCAGACAGACUCAUAUGUAUAUGGCUCUGCCCUCAGAGAGUUGUAUGCAUAGGCCUGUGUCACAUCCAAGGAGCAGGUCAUGUGAUUUAUAAUGACUGGAAAGUACUGACCUACUUCAAGCCUUUGGUGGAACCCCUGCACCAACCAAUAAGAAUGCUGAAAUGGAAGCUUGGGGCUAAUCGACCAAAGACCGAAUAGAAUGGAACAGGCUGAAUGGAACAAUGAGAAGUUAAUGAUACACAAAGGGCACAUAAUCUGUCCCUUUAAGCUUUUAGACUACAAUAUUGCAUUCAUAAAUGUCAGUGUACUGCCCUGGUAGCAACAGCCUCUCCAGUGACCAGCUCUAGUUGUCUUGUAGUGAUGGCCACCAUAUAAUGGGGACUUAUACGUGGCCUUACCGAAAUCUCUGGUGGUGCUGUGUUGUCACCCUGGGGUUGCAUGCUGUACUGGAAAUAAUCAGGAGCCUAUUUUGUCAGGAUUUCUCCCUGCGGAAUAUUCAUCACUAAUUAAAUUGUAUUUGUCACAUGCUUUGUAAACAACAGGUGUAGACUAACAGUGAAAUGCUUACGGGCCCUUCCCAACAAUGCAGAGAGAAAGAAAAUAGAGAAAUAGUGGAAAAGUAAUAAUAAAUCCACAAUGAGUAACGCUAACUUGGCUGUAAACACGGGGUACCAGUAACAAGUACCCUAGCAGCACCUCUCUAAACUCUACAGGUUAGCGCGUUGGUGUUAGAAGUGGGAUGCUAGUGGGAGUCACAUUCAUCUCAUACUUACUUUAUGAGUUGGUGUAGACCAUGGCAUUCACUAAUGUUAUGUGUCUGGUGGUCGUUGUUGUUCAAAACUCUUGAGUGAAGGAGAGGCCUAGUAACUUAGAAGAUCAGGCUCACUGUACAGAACAAGUUUGUGUGUCGCUAAAUACCUUAAAUCAAAUACUUUUUGUUCAAUAGACAUAUUUCAUUGAUGUUAUGUUUUCAAUGCACAUUAGAUAUUCAAUUUAGACGUUUUUUAAAAUUUUAUUUAGGGAUAUACUUAAGGACACUGGGUUCUUCUGACGUCAAUUCUCAAUGCUGCGGCUAACUCCAUUUUCCCAUGGUGCACCAGGUCCUGUCCACUGAAUGCACGUUAUUUAUAAUGAAGUCUCUCUAAAAGGAGCUUUCCAUAUCAGGGUGAUGCACUCAAUGUUUGCAUCCAAACAACACCUUAUUUCCUAUGUAGUGCACUACUUUUGACCAUAUAAAUCAAGAGUAGUGCACUAUAUGGGGUAAUGGGUGCCAUUUGGGAAGCCCUCAAUGUCUUAGCCUUAUUUUAGUACUUUAUGUAUAUAACUGGGGAAAAACAUCAAAGAAGCAGCACACUAUGCAAAUCAUUAUUGAUAUUUUAGGUAUAAAGAGUACUUUAUUACCUUUUUGUUUCCUGAUGGGGUUGGGUAUUUAAUACAGAAUGUACUUAAUGUAACUGUUUUGUAGAGAGAGGUUCUGUUGCCAUAUUUUUUCACAGAAGUUGUAUAACUUGAGUUGUUCUGUCUUCUCGUUGCUAUAUUAGGGAAUGCAUGUUUCUUGUUUGUUUUUAUGAGUCAAGUUGGGGAAAAUUGGAAUACAUCACUGUUGGUUGGUUCAUUGAUUAUUUGGCACAUUCAUUUUAGCAGUGUGUUGGCCAACUCUCACAGGAAGACAUGGGUAACCUGAAAUCCAAGCUGAUAUGCUCCAUUUCACCAUUGUUUAAGUUUCAAUUCCAGACUAAGACAUGGUCUACCAUUAGCAACAAAUAAAUAGCCUUGAUUUUAAUUGACUUAAUUUUAUUUAAGGUUUAGAUUUCAACCAAGGAGACAUUUUGUUACAAUGCCUGUCCCUAUUAAAUCAGUAUGUUAGGGAAGAACUACCUAAAAAUUGGUGCCUGAAUUUUGAAUGAAUUUCCUCCUGUUGCUUAAAGUGUCUACUCUGGGCUAAGCAUGGUCAUGUUCAGUAGGCAUAAAAGUGAGCUUAUCCAUUUAGAAAUACUCUUUUUCAUUGCAAAACCUUUUCCUAUGGUGCAUCCUAAUGAGCAUGACCCUAGGGAUGAAUGUGGAUGCAGCUGCAAAGUCAAAAAUAUACCACUGUCUGCUCGAACUAGUCCACAACGACCGAUGGACAGUUAUGGAAUGCAUCAUUUCUUGCCAUUGCUAAAUGUGGUGAUGUACUACAUAUUUUCUUGUAGUAGAAUGUUGUGUGGAUCACAUUUAUUUCUUAGAGACACAGUUCUCUUCAGUUGCGUAGAGGUUUCAUUCCAAAGAGAAGUAGUCUAGUUUCGCCCUUUCUACAACUAUUAGCAUCCAUUUUAGAUGUCAGCGAUGACCUUGUCAGGUUACUCCACUGUGUAUUCUUCUGUCAUUAAAGUCAGAGGUUCCAAGGAAUGAUUAUUUUAAUAAAGACAUCUCUUGUCCAACGAA
Messenger RNA from Salmo salar (Atlantic salmon), 6465 nucleotides. RefSeq names its product FHF complex subunit HOOK interacting protein 1A-like. The record is from RefSeq and is a predicted model, not a curated record. Lineage: Eukaryota; Metazoa; Chordata; Actinopteri; Salmoniformes; Salmonidae.